GAGGUCCAGCUCUGGACCUAGCCCGUAGGACAUGCCCUCGGAUGCGAUAGACGCCUUGUCAAAAGGCAGGAAUAGAUGAGCUGUAAGGAUGCGAGCGUAUGGAAGGGCGUGGUGAGGACCAGCAGCUGGAGCAGAGACUCUUCGUCGCAGAGCAUCAACGACAUCAUCGCUACAACAACUCGCGACCACCAGGGAUCAGGCGGUACGGAGGAAGGAAGAGGGACAUCUAGGAGGACAGGGAGCACAUGAGCACACGCAGGUCCGCCGAAUGAGCCUGCUCGGCAACAACAUCGGCCAGCUUUGCAAAAACCUGGGCAUUUCGCUCAUCUAUGCUAUCCCGCUCUAUGCUGCGCGCUUCCUAAGCACCCUUGCCAGCCUGCAGUACCUGACCCUUCAGCUUCUGCAGCUUGGUAUACUCAGCCAUGGCGUCGCUCAUCAGCAGGUGCCUCUCUGGCGCACUGCGGCAACCAUGCUCUGGGCAUCUGUUGCUUGCUACCUCUCCUUCACCUUUACCGACGGUCUCCUUUUGCGCUGGCUCUUUCAUUAUGGUCCGCGAGCGACCAUCAUACGGCUUCUAUCUCUCAAUGCCUUUAACUACUACAUCUCGACUACGGCCUUGACUCUACCAAGCGGCAGGCCUUCAUCAGACUUGCCGGUGUGGAUUCUGCUCUCACUCGUUCUGACUGCAGCCUAUAUUGUACAAGACUGGCUGACCUCCAAUCUUGCCGCAACACAAAGCGACGGCAGAGCUCUCAACUUGAUUGAGAUUGCCGUAUUCUGUGUCGUGCCUGUUGGCAUGGCUUCCUUCAUCACCAUGUGCUUGAUGCUUAUAUACGGGAACGUUCUAUGAUUCGGACAUGCUAUGAGUUGAGGUGGCAACCGUGCUAUGGAUAUGUAGGUCCCUGGUUGACUUGCUGGCACAAGUCUGAUAGCGAUUGCUUCACCACCACCUCCUCAACCUGCAUUCAACUUGGCAU
This is a messenger RNA of Protomyces lactucae-debilis, 977 nucleotides long. Its product is annotated as N-glycosylation protein-domain-containing protein. Lineage: Eukaryota; Fungi; Ascomycota; Taphrinomycetes; Taphrinales; Protomycetaceae. Gene Ontology annotation, biological process: protein N-linked glycosylation; cellular response to oxidative stress. The coding region runs from base 269 to 850 and encodes 193 amino acids. The transcript is spliced from 2 exons. The record is from RefSeq and is a predicted model, not a curated record. Gene Ontology annotation, cellular component: endoplasmic reticulum membrane.